This is a messenger RNA of Scleropages formosus (Asian bonytongue), 10060 nucleotides long. RefSeq names its product histone-lysine N-methyltransferase SETD1B-A-like. Lineage: Eukaryota; Metazoa; Chordata; Actinopteri; Osteoglossiformes; Osteoglossidae. Gene Ontology annotation, cellular component: Set1C/COMPASS complex. The record is from RefSeq and is a predicted model, not a curated record. Bases 1910 to 7426 code for a protein of 1838 amino acids. Gene Ontology annotation, molecular function: protein binding; RNA binding; histone H3K4 methyltransferase activity. The transcript is spliced from 17 exons.
AAUCAUUUUUUUUCCUGAACUUAAUUUUUGUGGUUUACAUUGCUGGUUGGUGCCUUAUUUGUAUCUCAAAUGUACAGAUAGGAAAUGGUAAUCAUUGUCAGGACAAAUAUUAAUAUGCCCUUGAUGGCAGGUCAGAUAGUUUCUUUAUCAAAGUAAUAUGAAGGUACAUUUAGGCUACGUAUCUGUCAUUUCAAAAACAUUUUACUGUACUCUAUAAUCAAAAAAGUCUUUUACAGGUCUUAAUAUGUCCACUAUAAAAAUUACUCUGCUCUCCUGUAUACCUACAUCUUCUAUGAGGGGCAAAAAUGUGUUGGUAUUAAGGGGUUAGUAGUUACAGCAACAUGAAGCAGCCAUACCCGUGAUUCAGCAUUUUUUUAAAAGGCCAAAUUGACUCCUCUCUCUGGCGUCUUUUGUUUGCCGAAAUGUGAGAAGCAGUUAGGUUUAGGUAAGCCCUAUAUGAAGAGACAAAACAGCAUGCAAAGAAGAGAAAUGUUGCUACAUAAAAGGACUGAUGGCAUUACUUUAAUCAGUUUCCUAAAGACCAUUUCUUUCAGCAGUUUAAAAUUUUAUACUUUAACCACAAGACAUGAACAUUUCUUUCUAUGGCUAUAUGCAUUUAUAGAGAAAAGUAAGAAAGACUUACAUAUAGCUACAUUCAUACUUGGCCACUUUACUGUUCAGUGUCAAUAAUGUGCCAUUACCACGUGAUACUUAAUGUAUUUGAACGUUUUUUUUUUUUUCUCACAAGAGAACAAACAGCUGUUUAUUCACUUCAGAAAGAAAAUGCUGACAUAUGGGUGUGCCAUGACCUAGUUGUGACAAAGAUGGAUUCCAGGAAGAAAAAUGUUUCUUUAAAAAAAAAAAGAAAAAAAAAAUCCAGUAUUUCAUCUUCAUUCUUCAGAAAUCCUUUGAAUGAAGCAAGCAUUGUCAUACAUUUAUAUAGUCCGUAAAGAGACGAAGAAACCAAGUGUAAGAUCCCUUGUGGAACAAAGGAGAACCAUAUUGGCCAUUGCGUUCCAGUGCCGAGAAAAUGGCUGCCUUCGUUCUCGGCCUCUUCUGCGCGCUCUGUUGAAGGAUGUCUCGUUGGAGCUUCUAAUAGCCGAGCCUGAACCGGAGCUGCAAUCUGAUUGGCCAGCGCAAACACUGCUGUUAACCAGCCAAUUGCCCAAGCAGCGCAAAAUAUCGCACGGCGUUCACAACGUCCCUGUCUUCACCACAUAUAAAAUCACAAACAAGUACAAUUAAAUAGAUUCCUUUAAAAAAAAAAAAGUGUCAACUCGCCUGUCGAGAGGAGUGGAAAAACAAAGCUUCCUCGUGAUUGGCCUGUGUAGCCUUUGUAUUUAAAAUAAGUUCAAAGUAACAUUCGAACGAAUUGUCUUUGUUAAAAACACGAGAAAAUAAUUUAAAAAAAAAACGCGUAUGCAAUAAAAGUACAUGUUUGACUGGCUAGGCGGAUUACGCCUCCUCUCCAGCAGUAUGAAACUACCCUGCUAUGUCCAUCUUGUUGUUCGCUGUUUGCGUAAAUACAGGCGGUAGAUUCAACGCUCUGCCGCGACAUUAGUUUCUUGUCAAACGGGAGAGUUGCGCGCGACGACCGUGUUGGUGUCACACGUGGAAAUUCCGUUUCAGAGUAGCGCCUCUUUAUAUUUUUGGAAUGCGAGCGCCUUGCGCGAGGCUCGUUGAAAAAUAGGAGGAUAUCGAAAGUGCGAAUGGAAUGGAGGGGUAGGUACUAGUGCAGCUCAAUAGUGGUGUAUUGUGGGAGACACAGAGGACUUACAGCAGAGGCGCACAAUAUGUGUUGGCUCGCAAACCAAGGCAGGAUCCCCGAAACCAUGUAACAUACUCCGGCGACGGCACGAGAUCGAGGCGCUUCGGUUUGAACAAGGAGCACUUUGGGAGUAAAGACAACAUGUCCAAGUCUGGAGAGAAAAUCCGGCUGAGUGAAGGUCUGGCGAACGGAAUGGAAGGCGGCCAUCCAGUGUGCGGCUCCGGGGAGAAGCGGAGUCACCAUUGGAGAAGUUACAAGUUGAUCAUUGACCCUGCGCUGAAGAAGGGACCGCACAAACUGUACCGCUACGAUGGACACAGUUUCAGCGCGCCUCAUUUGGGAAUGGCACCGGUGGACACGGUCAGGGACCCGAGAAUCGGUCGUAUCUGGACAAAGUACAAGGAGGUGGAUCUGCCGGUUCCCAAGUUUAAGGUGGAUGAUUUUUACGUGGGACCCGUCCCUCCGAAAGAGGUGACGUUCGCAAAGCUGAACGACAACAUCAGGGAAGGGUUUCUCACUGACAUGUGCAAGAAGUACGGUGGCAUAGAAGAGGUGGAAAUCUUAUACAAUCCCAAGAACAAGAAGCAUCUGGGAAUCGCCAAAGUCGUCUUCGAUUCCGUGAAAUCAGCGAAGGAGGCAGUCCAGAACCUUCAUAACACAUCUGUCAUGGGAAACAUCAUCCACGUGGAGCUCGACCCUAAGGGUGAGAACCGCCAGCGCUACUUCCAGCUCCUGAUCAAUGGCAGCUACACACCUCUGACUCUUCCAGUGGGGCUUAAGGAGAUUCAGGAGAGACAGGAAGCACGGGAGAUGUCACCUCGAACUCUGGCUGAAGCUCUUUUGGCUUGUGAGCCCCUCAAGAGACUGUCUGAGAGCUGCCUGUUGGCUGCAGGGAGCACAGGCACACCCAGCAGCACCAGUACCCCGCUCUCUCUGGACAUGUCCUGUUCCACCGGACGGUAUGAAACGCCUAACAGUUUUGGACACACACCGCAGUCGCAGGGCACUCCGCAAAUUCCGCGUCCAUCAGGCACGCCCUGUUCCCAGGAUUCCAGCUACUCCAGUGCCCAGGGAACUCCAGGUUAUCAGCCCCUUCGAGCCGAAGGCCCGGGAGGCUAUAAGCCCCGGAGGCACGAGACCAAAUUCCAGGAUGCCUACAACCGACGACCAGAGCGUCGCUACGUCCAUGGCCCCAAUAGGGCAACCCGGGCUCCAGAGCCCAGCUCCUUCAAACCGCAGCCACCACAGCCCCCACCGCCUGAACCAUCCCUGGCCCCUGCUCCGGCCCCUGCCCCAGCUCCUGCCCCGGUACCCGCACUGUCUGUGUUCGCCAACGCUCCACCCCCUCCCACAAGUGUUGGCUACAAGUCGAACUUUUCCCCUUACCAGGCCCCACCGCCGCCGUUGUACCCCCCAGCAGAACCCUCUUUCCUUCACCACCCUCCCCUACAGCGAGAUCCAGAGUACAGAAUACCUCCCCCCAUCCCUGAACCGGAGGGCCCGCCUCCAGCAGGUGACUGUUCUGCGGUCAAGGAGAAACCUGAGACGCCACCCCUCCCUGAGCCCCCUCCUGUUCCCUCGGACCCUCCGGACGUGACCCCAGAGCGGUGUCCUUCCCCUGGCACACCCACACUGGAGUUGGAGCGCCACAGCCUGGACUCCCGCAUCGCCAUGCUGCUAAAAGAGAAACGGAGCAAGCUGCCCUUCCUGGGUGAGAGGGAUUCAGACCCUGACAUGCGGAUGGAUGGCAGUCCUGUCUCUUCAUCCUCCUCCCACCUUUCUCCCGACUACCCCUAUGCGGUCAGCUCCCAGCCUGGCCACCGGCCACCCAGCACCGGCCUGGAGGACAUCAGCCCCACCCCCCUGCCAGACUCUGACUCAGAGGAGAAUGGGUCCAGCCUGCAGGAGUGUCCAGCUGCAUCUCCCAGUGAAUCUCGCAGCCAAGGACAGGGUAACGAUGGUGAUCUGAAGGACUGUGCUUCUCAACCAGCUGCAGCCACUGACGCAAUGGAUGUGAGCAAUCAGUCUUCUGGUGAGGACAUGGAGAUCUCGGACGAUGAGGCACCAGUGGCUGAUGGCGACUGCACUAAAGGCAUUGUGGUUAACUCUACCCUGUCCCCUAUGCACCCCCAGGCCAUCCCCAUCCCACCUCCAGGUUUCCCUCCUCUACCUCCACCUCCAGUCAGCUUUCCCAUGCCACCACCCCCACUGCCUCCACACACCACUGUACAUGGGGCCCCACCCCCACCACCGCAUCUUCCUCGUCCCCCUGUAGUACCUCCACACCCCAUGUUGCGGCCGCUGCCCCCCUUCCCCCCAAGCAUGAUGCCCCCAAUGCCUAUGGACCUGGGGGGUGGAAUCCUGCAGCAGUGGGGGGGUGUGCCAAUGUCCUUCCAAAUGCAAACACAGAUGCUGAGCCGCCUGGCACAGAGCCAGCAUCCUUACCCCUACCCCCACUUCAUGGGUGUUGCUGGGGGUGGGGCUAUGGCAUUCGGGAGCCCCUACCGUCCACUGUCCAUAGGGGCGGUACCACUGGGAGGCAUGGCUCCAGGGAAGCCCUGGCACCUGCCUGCCUUCCCCAAGUUUAACCCCGCUGUUCCCCCACCUGGCUAUGAGCCCCAGAAGGAGGACCCGCACAAGGCCACAGUGGAUGGUGUUCUCCUGGUCAUCGUUAAAGAACUCAAGGCCAUCAUGAAGAGGGACCUCAACCGCAAGAUGGUGGAAGUGGUGGCUUUCAGGGCUUUUGAUGAGUGGUGGGAGAGAAAGGAGCGCUCGGCCAAGGCAUCCAUAACUCCAGUGAAGUCUGCAGAUGGCAAAGAGGAAGACAGGGAGAGGCCCAAACCCAGGGAGACCCUGGCAUCCAGCCUGCUGGAAAACUGGAGCAAGGGAGAGGGUGUUGGGUAUGAGGGCAUGGGAUUACAUUUCGGCCUGCGAGGUGUCAUCCGGUUGCCCUCCUUCAAGGUGAAAAGGAAAGAGCCUCCUGACCCAGGCUCCACAGGAGACCCUAAGAAGACGCGAGCCUCCAUUCCUGUAGAUGAUGAGUUGGAGGAAGAAGAGUUGGAACAGGAUAGGAUCUCCUCAGAUGCACCAAGAAAGGACGCAGACAAGCCAGGGGGCAGGAGACAUCCCCGGAACAUUAAGCUGGACAGUGAGGGGGAGGAGGAGGGAGAUUUGUCAGAAAAGGAAUCUCUGUCAGAAAAGGAGGAAGAGCCAGAUGAAGAGGAGGCUUCUGAUAGCGGUUCCUUAGCUAAGGGCAGCGACAAAGUGGGUGAAGAUGAAAGUGACUCUGAUGCCAGUGAAGGGGAGGACUCAGACUCCACAGAUGAAGAAAUGGCUGAAUCGUCCUCCUCAGAGUCCAGGUCAGGCUCCUCAGUCGGUGACUCUUCUGACUACGACUCCAGCUCUGAAGAAGAAGGAUCAAGUAUAAAAGAUGAGGAGGAAGUAGGUUAUCGCAAAAUUUCCUCUUCCUCCUCAUCGUUGCCAUCAUCAUCCUCGUCGUCUUCCUCGUCUUCAUCUGAUGAGGAGGAUGAGAACCAGGACAUGGUUGAGGCUUCACAAGUGCUGCUUGAGGAUUCGGAGGGCAAGCUCCAGAGCAGAUCUGUCCUAGAGGAGACAGCAGAGGUCAGCAUUUCAUUGUCAAAGGCGAUGCUGACGGACGAUGUGAGGCUCCACCCCCCUCCUACUCCAACCGGCUCCCCCGUUUACAGUGAUCUUGAUAUGCGGCCCAAGGCUGCUACCGAAGAGGAGGAAGAGAAUGAUCUUCCUCACACACCAGGACUAGAGACUGCUGCUACCAUAGAGAUGGAGAUACCUCAACCCCCAUCAUCCCAGCCUCUUCCACUAUCCCCAGAUGCGGUCGCCAAGGCACCUUCUGUGCUCGGACUCUCUGGUCCACAGGCUGAGAAGCGGCUAACAUCUCGGCUUCCCAGUGAGGAAGAUGUACCUCGUACCCCAGGCAGGGACCUUGGGAGCCAUGCCCGGCACUUGGGUAAAUCCCAAAGCACAGAGACAGUCCCUGUUACACCAGGCAGUGAGACUCCCCUCACAGGGAGCAGCUUGGCCCUUAGCUCCCCUCACAUCCCUGGCAGUCCCUUCUCAUACCCCUCGCAGUCCCCUGGUGCAACUGGUGGGAUCCCCAGGACCCCAGGAAGGGACUUCAGCUUCACCCCAACCUUUUCAGACCCUGCCGUUGUCCUCCCCAGCCACAGGAAGGCAUCAUCUGACAGCUUGGACAAGGGACUCCUGUUCAAGGAGCCCCUGCCUAGUGCCUCCCCCCUUGGCUCCCACCCCGGCCACCCUCCGCUAGUUACGAUCCCUAUGCCACACACUACGGACACCACUGUGGCAGAUACCAGUUUGCCCAGUGUGCCAAAAGAGCAAGCCACCCUGCCUCAUGCAGAUGUUCUGUUGUCCCCCGGGGCCACCCCAUCAAAAAGGAAACCGGGUCGUCCAAAAACAAGGAAGGAUCCAGUGGCCAUGCUGGUGCCUGAGACUUUGGAGCUCCAGGGGGUCGAGUCAGCUCCCUCUGUGCCCCACGACCUCUUUGCUGGGAACCAGCACCUGGAGGGAACUGCUGACGCGGGGGCUGCCCGUUGCAACUGGACCGAGGCUUCAGGUAUGUCUCUGUACUUUGGAGAAGCGUCGCACACAAGGGAUGCUUCCCCUUCAGAGGAACUGAAGAGCAAGUUCCCGCGGGAGGUGCCUAUGCGGAAGUCACGCCGCGUGUGGGAAGAGGUAAUGUUCCCAGACUCGCCACCUUGCACCAAGUUUCGACCACGCUCCGAGUUUGAAGAGAUGACCAUCCUGUACGACAUCUGGAACGAGGGCAUUGAUGAGGAGGACAUCCGCCACCUCCAGAUUACUUACAACAAGAUGCUGCAGCAGGACAACGGCUACGAUUGGUUGAAUGACACCUUAUGGGUCCAUCAUCCUCCCACCUCCAUCCCGAGCGUGAAGAAGAGGAGGCGAGACGACGGCAUGCGAGACCAUGUGACUGGCUGCGCCCGCAGCGAAGGCUACUACAAGAUUGACAAGAAGGACAAGAUGAAAUACCUGCACAGCACCAGGCUGCUGCCUGAAGAGCUGCCUUCAGACACACAGGGAACAAGUAUCCCCGCGCAGCCACAUGCCUCUACACGCUCGGGAUCCGAGCGCCGUUCAGAGCAGCGUCGUCUUCUGUCGUCUUUCAGCUGCGACAGCGACCUACUUAAAUUCAACCAGCUCAAGUUCCGUAAGAAGAAGAUCCGCUUCUGCAGAAGUCAGAUCCACGACUGGGGCUUGUUUGCCCUGGAGCCCAUAGCAGCAGAUGAGAUGGUGAUCGAAUAUGUGGGGCAGAACAUCCGACAGGUGAUUGCUGACAUGAGGGAGAAGAGAUAUGAGGAAGAGGGCAUUGGGAGCAGCUACAUGUUCCGGGUCGACCACGACACCAUCAUUGAUGCCACAAAGUGUGGGAACUUUGCCCGGUUCAUCAACCACAGCUGCAAUCCCAACUGCUAUGCCAAGGUAAUCACUGUGGAGUCGCAGAAGAAGAUCGUCAUCUACUCCCGGCAGCCCAUCAACGUGAACGAGGAGAUCACCUAUGACUACAAGUUCCCCAUCGAGGACGUGAAGAUCCCCUGUCUGUGUGGGGCAGAGAACUGCCGAGGGACUCUCAAUUAGGACACUUGAGUGUGUGAGGUAUAGGGUGAAGGGGGUACAGGUGUGUGUGUGUGUGUGUGUGUGUGUGUGCACGUGUGGGUGUGUAUGUGUUCCCUUUCCCAUUGUCUUGCCUUCUAGACCUAUGUGCUGUGGAACUGCCAGGCGAAACAAUCAGUCAGAGAAACCAGUGCAGGGAGAGCAGGAACCUGAGUCAUGACACAUUAAACAUUUUACCCCAGCGGCCCUCGGUUAGAUCUUGAGUCCUGCAGCCACCCUGUUCACGGAGACCCCCCCCCAGCUGAGUCCUGCUAGCUGCCUUCUACCUGCAUACAGCCACAGGGUAAAGGUAACAUGAAGAUUGUCGGGCUGCGGCAGGUGUUUGUUGUGUGUUACGUGGAGAUUCGGCCCUUGGGUUGAGUGCAGCACGUUGCCUGUAGCUGAGCAAACAGUGAUGCAGAGAAGUUGCCCAGGAAAAGAUGUGUUACUGGGGAUGCACUGAGUUGCUCAUUUCCCCACCAUAUACCUCAAGGAGCUGUUUCCACCCUGUGUUUCAGUGUUCCUCUUUCUCUCUGUCAGUUUAUUAUGGAAGUGUUUUUCCUGCAUAAUAGUAACAUUUCUAAAUUAAGAACUUUGUGAAGUUAAAAGGGUACAUUUCCACCGAUUGCAAGGGUAAAAAUAAGUGGGCCCAGUUUUUUAAGUACACAUUUAACGGCCACCCCAAAAAGCAGGUGUUUGAAAAGCAGAUCCUGCCCUUUGCAAGUGUUUUGGAGUUACUGAACCUUUCUUUCUCUCUUUAGCUUUUUUUUGCCCACUGAGCAUUACAACCAUACAACACACUACAGUAUUACUGAAAUCUCAUUCUUUCAUUUUACAUUUUUUUUCUUGGGACUUUUUCCGUGCUCUCGACGGGUGAUCUUAGGACCCCACUGAUGCUCUCUGUGUAGCCGCAGUGAGGAAACUAGCAGGAGCUGUGUUCACACACAAUGUGUGCGCAGUGUUAGCCUCUAUUGCCGGCUGCUGGUCACAUGGCAGAAUGCUACUGUGAGACUGUCACUGUGAGACAUAAAGACCAUAAAUGUGGACCACAGGCACUUUAAAAAAUAAUAAUAAUAAUUUUUUUUAUUGUGGCUGAAAAAAAUCUCAACAGUUGUUAAGUAGGAAAUAAAACUUGUAGGCUUUCCCCCGUCUUCAGGAGAUGGGAUCUGUGCCCAAAACGGGCGAGUUAGCCCACGAAAGUAAGAUUUAUAAGAAAACUGGCUGUGCUGCCCCACUUCUGACUCCCCCACCCAUGACCUCCCUUAAUUUCUACCUCUGCUUUACAAGCAACCAUUCAGACCUUGAGUCUUCCACUAAGAUAUCUGCAUGCACUGUUUUCACAGUGUGCUGCUGAGAAAGGACACAAUGACUGAUGUGUAACACAGAUGUUGUUAGUGGGGUAACGGAACAUAUGUAAAGAAUGAUUUAUUGUUAAGAAUAUUAAUAAUGAGUCUAAGUGCUUAAACUUCAGUGUUGGGUGAUUGCAGGGCAAUCUCAGUUUCAAAUUUAUUUGCUUCUAACCUGUGUGUGUAAAUGUAUAGUGAGGAAAAAUGUACACAAAUCAAAAAUGUAAAAUUACAGAUGUUGGAGCUUUUGUGUACAAUAUUUUGUAACUUUUUUAUGUCCAUGGUGCUACAACAGAGAUGCUUGCAGCCUUUAAGAAGAGGCUAACAGGUGUAUCAGGUGUGUGUGAAAUUUUUGGGUGUUGCGUUUCUCCGGCUCACAAACCCGGCAGAACUAACUUGGUUCUGAAACAGAGUACAUUUGAGAAAUUGUUCUGUAUGGUGCUUUUCGAAACAGUUAAUUUGGUAUAUAUCUGUCAUGGCUUUCUUUCCCUUGACAUUUGCAUAAUCGCAGUAACAUUUGACUGCAGGCGCUUUAAUUUACUGUGAUGAGCAUAUUAUUCUGUGGCCCAUAUUUCAUGCUGACUCCCAGCUGACCGAUCUGAACCUGGAAAACCAAGCUGGGUACCGGAGCCCUGAAAAGAACCUGCUCCUCGCACCAUCCUGGUUUCCAAACUGAGUGCAGGUGAGGGAAUUUUAACCAUGACAAUAUUUCUAUUGUACAGACUUGUUUAUAUAAAAGACUUUUGUUUUUUGAUUUUUAUUUUGAAGAAGGUGGUGGUUAUGCAGAACUUGCCACGUUUAUCUUUAUUUUAAAUAGGACAUGAUUAUUUAAAAAUUAAAAUUUCAGGGAGCAUUAAAAAGUAUAUUUGAUGCAAAAAUGCAUCUUGUACAUAACAAACCCAUGUUUUCCUUUAAAAGAUGGUUUCUUGUAGAAACAUUUUCCCCCAUUCAUUUCCUUUGUACUCUAAAGUUUGUAAAUACUUUAUAGCUUGGUGUGUGUAUAUAAAUAAGUAAAUAUAUAUAUAUCUAUAUAUAUUUUUUUUUUUUCUGUUCCUGGGGUUUGCUACAGAAACUCAGCUUGCAAAUGCUCUGCACAGAGCUGGUAGCAACGUGUUCGGCUUGUGUCAAGCUUUCUUUUUAUGUAAAUUCUGUGAACCGCUUGCUGUGUGAAAGAAGGAAAUAGAGUUGAUAUGUACAUGGUGUGGGACCUGGGUGACCUCAGGCUGCCCAUAUCUGUCAUGCCUAUUUAUUACAAGGAAAUUUGGAUGAAAAU